Sorex fumeus (smoky shrew) is the source of this 1644-nucleotide messenger RNA. RefSeq names its product Yip1 domain family member 7 (gene YIPF7). Gene Ontology annotation, cellular component: trans-Golgi network; membrane. Gene Ontology annotation, biological process: vesicle fusion with Golgi apparatus; endoplasmic reticulum to Golgi vesicle-mediated transport. The transcript has 6 exons. NCBI's taxonomy places the organism in Eukaryota, Metazoa, Chordata, Mammalia, Eulipotyphla, Soricidae. The record is from RefSeq and is a predicted model, not a curated record. Bases 89 to 856 code for a protein of 255 amino acids.
GUCGUCUUUUCACCAAGUGAUUUGCUAUAAAUUUCACAAGUAAAGAUACUUGUGUUGGAGGAUCUUUAGUCAUAAAAUAAUAACGAGGAUGUCUGACUUGGGACAAUUUGACUCAGAUUUUUAUCAGUCUAAUUAUACUAUUGAUAACCAGGAACAGAGUUAUGAUUCUAAUGCCUAUGGAAAUACUUAUGGAUCCAGAAGACAGCACUCCAGUGAACAGCCAUAUCCUACCUCGUUUGUUCCCUCAGAGAUGCUCAUGACAUCGGGUUACACAGGACAAAUUUUCCAGCCAGGAUCCAACCCAGACUAUUAUUCACAAUCUUCUUACAUGGACAAUUUUGAUGAAGAACCUCCUUUGCUAGAAGAACUUGGAAUUAAUUUUGAUCACAUAUGGCAAAAAACCUUGACAGUGUUAAACCCAUUGAAGCCAGCAGAUGGCAGCAUUAUGAAUGAAACUGACCUCACGGGUCCCAUCCUGUUUUGCAUUGCUCUAGGAGCCACCCUGCUUCUGGCAGGAAAAGUCCAGUUUGGCUACGUGUAUGGUAUGAGUGCCAUUGGCUGCCUAGGGAUUCAUGCCUUGCUAAACUUGAUGAGCUCUUCAGGGGUGUCCUACGGCUGCGUGGCUAGUGUACUGGGCUACUGCCUGCUCCCCAUGGUCAUUCUGUCCAGCUGCGCCAUCUUCUUUUCGUUGCAGGGCACCUUUGGAACUGUGUCUGCCAUGGUCAUUAUUGGCUGGUGUAGUCUCUCAGCUUCCAAAAUCUUCACCUCAGCCUUGGACAUGGAGGGACAACAACUUCUCGUUGCCUACCCUUGUGCCUUACUUUAUGGACUUUUUGCCCUCCUAACAGUUUUCUGAGGAAUAUUUGAAACAGUGUCACAAGCUUUUACUUGUGUGUUAUUCAGACUAUCCUGGGGAUGUUUUGGUAUCCAAAUUUGGUAAUAUGAUCUCUAUUUUAUCAUGUGGAGAGAAAAAUAAUCAGAGAGACAAAUGAAACUUAAAGAUUGGUACUCUAAUGGCCUCUUUGGUUUGAAUUAUGUUUUUGCUUUUAUGGUUUGGUGCAUUAAAACAUUUUAAAAUGCUUUAAUGUAAAAGGGAUAAUAGUUGUUGUACUGAUAAACAGUGGAUAAUUUCUGAGAAAUCUGAAAUAAAUAGUAUCACAAACUUAUUGUCUAAGGAGCUCUAUAGCGAACCUUUUGAGAAAAGCUCAAAUUUGGGCAAGACAUUAACUCACGAUACUUUCAAACUCUUACUUCUCUUUUAUUUAGUUUAGAUUCCAAGAUCUGUUAAUAUAAUGUUUCUCUUGCCCAAUCCUCAGCAGCUUUACCAUUUACUCCCUAAAUAAAUGAGAGUGACUAAAGGAAACUCUAUUUUUUUUCCACUUUAUUUCACUAUAUCUUAAAUGGUUUCUUAGUAAGUUUCCACUUACACCCACCUCUUUUGAAGUAAGAUGUGUCCAAAAUAUUGUGCAGGGUCAAUCCAGUGUCAGAGAUUGAACUCUGGACCUAAUACAUACAUAUCAGAUAUGUAUACCAGCUUUUUUGAGCUAUCACAUCACACAAGAAACUGCCUUUUAAAUCUUGUUACAUUGUAUUACUGAUUUUGCUUUUACACUUUUGAGAUAAUAAAGACAUAUCAUAUCUUCA